Microthlaspi erraticum is the source of this 750-nucleotide messenger RNA. NCBI's taxonomy places the organism in Eukaryota, Viridiplantae, Streptophyta, Magnoliopsida, Brassicales, Brassicaceae. The record is from the annotation of a GenBank genome assembly.
AUGGCACUCGAAGCUCUUACCUCGCCAAGAUUGGCUUCUCCGAUUCCGACUCUGUUUCAAGAUUCUGCUGUUGGCUUUCAUGUGAGCAAAGGCAAGCGUUCUAAGCGUUCCAGAUCCGAAUUCGACCGCCACUGUGGUAGUGGUAGUCUCACUGAGGAUGAAUAUAUCGCUUUAUGUCUCAUGCUUCUUGCUCGCGACGGUGAUCGAAACCGUGACCUGUCUUUUUCUUCAUCGCCGCCUCUGCUUCCUCCUUCUACUCCCAUCUACAAGUGCGGCGUCUGCGACAAGGCGUUUUCUUCUUACCAGGCUCUCGGUGGACACAAAGCCAGCCACCGGAAAAACUCAUCGCUUACUCAAUCAAGCGGAGGAGAUGAACACUCGACGUCCUCGGCGAUAACCACCGUCGGCGGCAGGGGAAGUGUCAAAUCGCACGUUUGUUCCAUCUGUAACAAAUCUUUUGCGACCGGUCAAGCUCUCGGCGGCCACAAAAGGUGCCACUACGAAGGAAAGAACGGCGGUGGCGGUGGCGGUGGAGGAAGCAGUAGCGUGUCGAAUUCGGAAGGUGUGGGGUCUAUAAGCCACGUCAGCAGCAGCAGCAACAACAACCACAACCACCAUGGGUUUGACCUCAACAUCCCGCCGAUACCGGAAUUCUCCAUGGUCAACGGAGACGAGGAGGUGAUGAGUCCCAUGCCGGCGAAGAAACUCCGGCUUCACUUCCCAGAGACACUCAAACAUACCUCUUUCUAG